Carcharodon carcharias (great white shark) is the source of this 5356-nucleotide messenger RNA. It is a transcript of the gene stil, whose product is annotated as STIL centriolar assembly protein. NCBI's taxonomy places the organism in Eukaryota, Metazoa, Chordata, Chondrichthyes, Lamniformes, Lamnidae. The transcript has 17 exons. Gene Ontology annotation, biological process: centrosome duplication; smoothened signaling pathway; protein localization to centrosome. The record is from RefSeq and is a predicted model, not a curated record. Gene Ontology annotation, cellular component: centriole; centrosome. Bases 315 to 4247 code for a protein of 1310 amino acids.
UGAACGUGGCGCCAUAUUUACUUUUGAAUGAGGGCCGCGGAUAAAGGAUAUGUGAUGGGAGUGGGGGCAUGAGAGGGAAGGGCAAACUGCUUGUUUACUGUUUUAAGUGGCUGUCGGUGUAAUGGGGAAUGGUCUGGAAAUCUUUUAACUGAGAUGCGUGGCUAAGUAGCAGGUGAUUGAAUCGGUGCACGAGCCCGCAAGGAAUCCGGAAGAAAGCCUUGGGAAUGAGUAUUGCAGUAAACUUGAAAAACCUUCCUUCUCAUCUAAUGGAGUUUUCACAUAAUUAUUUUGAAAGCCAGUGGACGCAAAGAUAAAUGAUGCCCCUGGAACAUGGAAUAAUGCCUUUCAGCUUUCCCAAGACAAAGUCAGCAUUAUGGGAUCCAACACCACUUGGCGAUGCAAUAAGCAUGCAACUUUCCUAUUAUAGAAACCCAAAGUUGCUUGUGGCAGAGAAGACCUUGCGCCUCAUCCAUCGUCAUGCCAAACAGAGUGAAAACAACAACUUCUUCUGUUUUCUCCUUGGGUCAUUUGUAGUGGAUGAUGAUGAGGAAGGUGUUACAGUAACUGUAGAUCGUCUUGAUCCUGGGCGAGAUGUUGCAGGACGUUCAGACAAGAUCCCUACAGCUCUUCUUCCUGGAGAUUUUCUCAUUCCAUGUAUAAUUGAUACUCAAGGACUUGUUUCCAGAGACACCCGUGUCCAUACAUCGGAAGAUUUCAAUGCUGCAUUUAAGAUGCUGUACCACUAUUGCUGUAGCAAGGAAACAGUUGACUCUUCUAGACUCCUUGUGAUGAGAGGUUGCAUUAACUGCAUUGAGAACUUGGAUAACCUGACCCUUGAACUUCAAUGGGCAGCCAUUGCAGUUGCAACCACCUUUGAUGCUACUCCAAUCAAUGCCGUUCCCAUCAUUCCUACAGCUUUGGCAAGGAAUUUAACCAGCCCAUUAAAUAUUUCUCAGGUUCAAGGGACAUACAAAUUUGGGUACCUUACAAUGGAUCAGACGCGCAAGCUUCUAUUAAUACUUGAAUCUGAUCCAAAAGUGCUCACUUUGCCUUUAGUAGGAAUUUGGUUGAGUGGUGCAACCCAUGUACAUAGUCCACAAGUCUGGGCCUGCUGUUUGCGGUAUCUAUUCAGCUCUUCCAUUCAAGAGAGAGUUUUCUCAACUGAGCAGAAAAGUUUUCUUCUAGUUCUGUAUUCACUUACACAUAGGCAGCCAGAGUUCUAUGAAUGCUGCCCUUGCAGUGAGCACCAGAAAUUAGAUUUCCAGCUGCUUACUAGUACAGAAGUGUUAAAUAUUUGCACGAGCACUGAGUCUUCAGCAAAACAGCAAAUUGAAUUUGAACUAAGUGAUGAAAAUAAAAAUCCAGAGAGAGAGUUUUUUAAGGAGGUGGUUAGCAACAUUGUGGAGUCUUCACCUUGGUGUGAAUUGGUUUCAAACAAGAUACCUAUUGGUGACAAUGACUCUGGUGUGGAGGAAGAGGACCUUUCUCCAAGACCAACACCAAGUCCACAUCCUGUUGGCCAAAAGUUUCCAAGAAUCUAUCCUUCUGUACCUGAGCUGUCACUUGUAUUUGAUGGAAGUUUUAUAGAGUCAAAGUUUACUCCAACAAGACUACAACAAAAUAAGCCACAUCAGACAAUGAAAAUCUGUGGAGCACCUGGAACUUUUAACUUGACCAAAGAACCUUCUGAAAAUGGGCAGCAUGGAGUGACAUCUCAAGUUAUAACUCCUCCUUUAAAACAAAAUCUGACGCUCUCACGUGGAUCAGCAGCAUCUGUUAAGGCUCCUAAAGAAAGACCAGCAAAGCAACAUCAGAAAGGUGGCCAUUUUGUCAGGAAGAGUUCUGGAUCAUCAUCAUCAUCUUGUUCUACUCCACCAAGUGGACCUUCACCUGACGCUUCAAUAGACCAACCUAAGUUGGUUAGGUCCACUGAUAUAGUUGAUCCAAUAAAAAAUGUUGGUUUGGGUAAAGGAGGAGUUUCUCCCAGAGGCUGGCAAUCCAUGUCCAACAUAAGACAGCCACAUGGGCCAUCUUCUCCCAACAAAUCCAUUCGACAGUCAUUACAGCACACUCCUAACUUUCCAACUCAUUCUCCUGAAACGCAGCUUUUAGGGCUUCCGCCACAUUUUCAUACACCGUAUCCAACUAGCUGCUGUAAUUACUGCCAACAUCAUGGACCCUGCUGUGGGCCUUCAAUGAAUGCUAAUUGGCAAGGAAAUAUCCCAACAUAUGGCUCUAAAGGGGUCCACUCGCCUAAUUGUCAUGACUGUAGCACCGCAACAUGCCAACAAACACUAGCUUAUUUACCAAAUUCUCACUGUAGUACUUUGUGUGUGAAUAACAGUCCAAUAAACCAGGGUUUACCUGGACAAGUAGGAAGCACUUCACCUCCAAAUAGCAGCUUGAUAAAAUUGCCUGGUGGCUCCCAUAUACCACUACCAAAUCAGUGUAAAAUGUGCACAGUUCCUUCUGCGUGUUUACACUUUCCCAUGGGAAGACUGGAGCAUGACCAAGAAGGAAAUGGAGCAAUGGGAUUGCCUGUUGAUGCUUACAAGAUUCUAGUGGAACAGGAUAGACAACUAAAGCUCCUUCAAGCUCAGAUUCAACAACUUUUGGGCAUGCAGCAAUAUGGUCUUACGACUCCUGUGAAACAUUGCUCUUCAAAAACUAUCGGCAUUUCUAACUCCUCACUGCAGCCAGAAAGACAAGUGGGAUUUGUUGCUAUGGAAACCCAAACAUCUCCUGGAAUUCACAUGAAAAAAAGUGUUAGCAUUGCUGUAAGCACAGGUGCCAGUUUGUUCUGGUGCCCACCUGAGGAACAAGAGGCGCAUCAAUCUGUACCCAACCAAAAGCUGAAUGACUCUGAAUUAUCCAAUGAAGAAAUGGCUCUCUCUCUUAAAACUGAAGACACCAGUCACACCAGUAUUGCCUCUUCUCUGAAUGAAGUGGACUUACACAGCUUUGUGGAGAACAGCCAGGGUACAACAGAUACUUCUGAUCAAGCUAAUGUUGUACAAAACUGUUCACCUGAACAUACAAAAAACUGCUGGGACCUUCAUAUCACUUUUCAGAGUCCAGUGCUUGGGGAGAGUGCAAGUACGUACCUGCAAAGUAGCCCAUCAGAUGUAUCGCAUCCUAUGGGCGAUAAAGAAACUGAAAAAAGUGGUGGACAUAUCACAGAAUCACAUAGCAACUCCUCAUUACAAGAUGAGCAAAGGUUUUACCAGAAUUUAAUGGGCCAAGUGAACCAGCUAUUAGAAUCUUACCCUGCAAAACAAACCCAGGGAGCAGAGAAUAAAGAUGCUGAAUCAGAAGCCUCUGUGCAGCUCAGUGACAAUAGGAACAAGCGUUCUGAACACCAGACUAGUCAAAAGGAAAACAAUGAUGUGCUGAGUGCAACCCUGCGGCAACUGAAGAAAAUGGGAGUGAAAAUUGAACUUGAACCUACCAGUAUGACCAAGACCAAAAGCAAAGUUGAAAAUGCAAGUACAUUGGCUCGCAUAAACCCUGAAGCAGUUAUCCCAAGGUUGAACUACAUGUCCUUUGUCAAUGUUGGCACAAGUGGACUUGGGGCUGGCGGAGUUGACCUCAGUAUGGAGGCCAAUGCUAUAGCUCUAAAGUAUCUGAAUGAUGCUCAGCUCUCCCAGAUGUCUCUCAGACAUAGUGGUAACUGUGAAUCAACAUCCCUAAAUAGUCUGCUAGAAUUGAACACAGACAGAAGCAUGGUAGGCCUAAGUCUGAUUUCACCCAAUAAUAUGUCAUUUGCCACACGCAAAUACAUGAGAAGAUAUGGACUCAUGGAGGAUGCCCACAGCAGUGAAGAGGAGGAAGAUUUGUCUGGUACUAUCAUGCAGCCCAUAAAAGCUGAUUUGGAAAGCCUUUCUGUGGGAAAACAAAGGUCUGAAAAAGUGGCUGAAGUCCAGAUUAAGAACUAUUGUACCUUGGAGUCUUCCUCCAAGAGAGAUGGAAACAUUCUAAGAAAUAUUACUAAUGAAGUUGCUUCCUCAAAACCACAGACUAUGGAUACACAGGACCAAAAUAAUCCAAAACACAAAAUUAAUAUGUUUGGUAAAGAAAUCUGUUACACCCAACACCCUGAAAAGGAAAAUGGGAUUGAAAUAAUUCAGGACUUUUCCAAGAAAUUAAGGCCAAAUGCUUCUGAGAAACAAAAGUUUACAAAAAGCAGUGAUGCAGUGGGUAACAUUCUGGAUGUAAAUAGACUCCGACAACUACCCAAAUUGUUUUAACUAACUGGACUGUUUGUAACUCUGAUCUAAAAGCCAAGAAUUCCCCAAGAUAUGUAUAAGCUUUUUUGUAGGCACCAUUUUUUUGUACAAAUAUGCUUAAGUUUAAUAUUCUAUUGUAUUCUAGUGUAGGUCGGUUUAAAUAUUCAACACUUAGCAAAGGGCUAAAAAAAUAUACAAUGGCAAUAUCACGGGUCAUCAACUGGCAACUCCAAACCAGCUGGAAGUCCUUUGUAAAUGUUCUUUACAGCUAAUGCUAUAGCUUGUUCAUAUAAGUUGACUUUUUUUGUUCACUUGUAGAAAUUUCUGUAGUAUGGCUGUCUUGGGAUUAUAAUCGGUGGGUAAAUAUAGUUAUGUGUGGCUUUAUACUGGCUCUGGUCAGUAAUUAGCAAUCAAAUGAAAGACUGGCACUUCAUAUUUAGAAGUGAGUUUGUUUGCUCAGUAGUUACUCUCACAUUCUUAAUAGCCACUUUUGUUCUCUAUUGUGACCAGUGGAGAAGUGAUUAGUCUACUUUUUGAGGUGCAUGCUUCCAAAAUUUCAUGAAAUGCUAUCAUUUCUUGCUCUCAGUACAUUUUAACAGAGUUUUCAGGCGUUGCUGGAUUGAAGGCUAGAAAAUCAUAUUUACAAAACUCUGAAGUAUCAGAGCUUGCUAAUGUAAUACAAAUAUUAAUCCAUAAAGGGAAGGGUUUGAUGAGUUGAUAUCUAGACAGUUAUGAAUGGAAUAUGUUUCAAGUAGGAAAAUUGAUGCCAGCUAAUAAAAAUGGCAUUAAUGGAGCAGUGCAGAAAAUUGUGGUGUUGAUUGUUCAUUUUCUCCUAAGUACUGUGCUCUUCUCCACUAAUUGAAAGUUGCCAAUGAUUGUAUUCUUGAUAUUUUUGGCUAACACCUUGUAGCUAAAGUUUACAGGAAUUCAGGGAUAUUUGUGUGUAUUUUUAACAUUCCUGUGUGAAGUGUUUAUCAAUGUUUCCAUUUGAGAUGUGUUUUUGAUCAGAUUGUCAUACAGAGCCAUUGGAUUAAUUCUUAUCUUUGUGAUUUCUGCACAAUUAUUUUUGCUGAUUAUUCAAUCACUGGAUUUUUGCGAACAAUUUAUAAAUAAAACAUAUGCAAAAUUUC